GAAGACAAAGUUCUUGAAUGGGAAGAAACAGCUCACACAACAAAGAUACUACACCAGAAAGAAAAAUCACUAUAAAUACUUUCCAAGUUAGGUAACAGACGAUUUGGGGUCUGAUAAAAUCGAGGUUUAAUUACAAAAAAGCAGACAAAAUCAAAACUUUAGCAAAUUUCAAGACUUUCUUUGAACUGAAGGAAAGAGUAUCUGUAAAAUAUGGCAGCUGAUGUGGCGUGUUGUGGAACAAAAUUUUCUCUGUAUAUUUUAGCAGUGAUAGGAUUGGUGUUGUUUGCUGGUUUAAUGGCAGGUCUUACACUUGGUCUUAUGUCUCUUGGACUUGUCGACCUUGAAGUUCUUAGCAAAUCUGGCCGUCCCCAAGAUCGUCUUCAUGCCUCUAAAAUACUUCCUGUGGUAAAAAAUCAACACCUUUUGCUUUGCACACUCUUGAUCGGCAACUCUUUAGCAAUGGAGUCUCUUCCUAUAUUCUUGGACAAGCUUGUACCUUCAUGGGCAGCAAUACUGGUGUCUGUGACAUUGAUUCUCAUGUUCGGAGAGAUAAUUCCUCAAGCAAUCUGUACUCGCUAUGGAUUGACAGUUGGAGCCACAGUAGCACCCUUUGUUCAACUUCUUCUCUGGUUAUUCUUUCCCAUUGCUUAUCCAAUUAGUAAGGUCUUGGAUUGGAUGUUAGGUAAGGGGCACGCUGCCCUUCUGCGAAGAGCUGAGCUAAAAACAUUUAUGGAUUUCCAUGGCAAUGAGGCCGGAAAAGGAGGAGAUUUGACACAUGAUGAAACAACAAUAAUUGCUGGAGCACUUGAGUUGACAGAAAAAACUGCAAAAGAUGCAAUGACUCCAAUAUCAAAGGCUUUUUCUCUUGAUCUGGAUGGAACACUUAACUUGGAAACACUAAAUGCUAUCAUGACAAUGGGGCAUAGUAGAGUUCCUGUUUACUACAGAAAGCCGACAAAUAUUAUUGGACUAAUUUUGGUUAAGAAUCUUUUGGCAGUUCACCCAGGAGAAACAGUUCCUCUGAGGAAAAUGAUGAUAAGAAAAAUCCCAAGGGUAUCUGAAAACAUGCCUCUGUAUGAUAUUCUGAAUGAGUUUCAGAAGGGUCAUAGCCACAUCGCUGUUGUAUAUAAAGAUCUGAAUGAGACGAAAGAUACGCCAGUCAAUGAUAAAGAUGCUGAUAAUGCAGCAUCAAAAUAUAACUUGCAUGAUACUAAGACUGCAAUUCCUAAGGCUGACGAUGACCAAGUCACAAAGAAAUCUCCUCCCCCUACUCCUGCUUUCAAGAAGAGACACAGAGGUUGCUCAUUUUGUAUCUUGGAUUUGGAAAACACUCCAAUCCCUGAGAUCCCUCCCAAUCAAGAAGUUGUUGGUGUUAUUACCAUGGAAGAUGUCAUUGAGGAGCUUCUUCAGGAAGAGAUAUUGGAUGAAACUGACGAAUAUGUCAACAUUCACAACAGGAUAAAGGUGAACAUGAAUUCUUCACUAGAUUUUUCGGAGCAGAAUUCCACAACUCAGCUGUUAGAGACCCUCUGAUUGUUCAAUCACUAUCUCUCAAUAGCUACCUCAAGUAUAGCAACAUGUUACAUGUAUAGUUUCCAAUGUAAACUUGUUAAGAAAAAUCUACUAUAGCAGUUCCUUAUUCCUGUAUUUUUGUAUGAUUAUUUUAACUUAGAUUAGAUUGGUCCUAUAGAGCGCGAAUGCAGAGGUAGAUAGUAUAGUCCUAUACAGAGGAAUAGGCUGCCAAUUCAACAAGAAAUUUGGUUUGGAUUGUAAUGCAAUGUACUGCUAGAGUUUUGAGACAUACAGAGUUCAAUAUUACUGAGAACCUAAUCAGUUUCCAUGUGUGUGUCAUUUGAUGAACUUUUUAAGAAGUUAAAUUCCUCACGA
Messenger RNA from Nicotiana attenuata, 1887 nucleotides. Its product is annotated as DUF21 domain-containing protein At1g47330. The coding region runs from base 211 to 1533 and encodes 440 amino acids. The transcript is spliced from 12 exons. The record is from RefSeq and is a predicted model, not a curated record. Gene Ontology annotation, biological process: magnesium ion homeostasis. Lineage: Eukaryota; Viridiplantae; Streptophyta; Magnoliopsida; Solanales; Solanaceae. Gene Ontology annotation, cellular component: intracellular membrane-bounded organelle.